AUAUGACUUGCAAAACAAAGGAAUUUAGAAUACACAUUCGAUUUCAUCAUCUUUAAGCGUUUAGUCGUUUGGAGAUUGUUCGAGACCGUAGACUAUAUUAAUUUGAAGUAAUAUUUCAAUAUAAAUUGCAGUAAAUUUCCUAAUCCACAUUCAUUCCCAAAUCAAAAGUGCAAAGCGAUAGACGUGUUUAAAACAAAUUGAAUUAAAAGUUUGAACAGUAUUUAAACAAGUGAAAGUUAAAGUUAAAGUGUUUGUCAAAGUCGUUCAGAAAUAAAGUUGGUAAAUAAAAAGUGAAGAAAAUGGCCGAUUACGUAUUUAAAGUUCAGCUUCUCCUGCCUGAGAAUGUUGUAGAAACGGUUAUCCUUCGCCAAUACAUUGAUCCUGUGGAUCGUUGUUUCGAUAGAUUCAAAGCGAAUCUGAUUCAGCGUUUCGAUAUUCUGACGAACGCCACAUUUAAAAUGAUGUGGAUAGAUAACGAUGGUGACAAAAUCAGCAUCUACAACGAAGAGGAUCUGCGUACAUACAUGGAAUUGAAAGGAACGAAAAUUUUCGUCGAAGUUGAUGAUGGUUCCGAUCGGAAGGAGAAGAAAUCAGCCGUCGACAAUGCGGCUCCGAUGCAUCGUGCACCCCAUCACUUCCUUCGUAAUCGUUUCUCCGAACGUGAGCGACCUAUGUGUGGCGGCCGUUAUCGAAUGUUCGCCCAGCCAGAUACCGAAAUCAACGGAAACAAUGUAGAUGCGGGAUCUGCUACUUCCGGUGCUCAGCCUGUACUGCACACUCAUGCUGGUGUAACGUGCGAUGGAUGUAACUGCGCAAUUCGAGGAUAUCGUUACAAGUGUAUCGAAUGUCCAGACUAUGAUCUGUGCUUUUCUUGUGAAAUGAAGAAAAUGCACGGGGAUCACUUGAUGCUUCGUAUUGUCAAGCCCUUGGAUCGUCCAUUCAAUCGUCAUUUCCUCAAGUCUAUGCUCAAGCAGCGAUGCCGUGAUUUUGGCGAAGAUAAGGACAAGGACAGGAGAGCUCGUGGUCGACAUAGCACCGCUUUUGUCAAUUUUGAUGAUAUCAUGACUGAUAUUGCCAAGAAUAUCAGCGCUAAUUGCACUGCGCAACCGGCAAACGAAACAAACAAAAACGCUGAACAAAACAAAACCAGCCCAAUCGAUCCCAAGCAGUUUGCCUUGAACUCAGAAACAUUUGCUAAAGCCGGCGAAGUCUUGUCUAAUUUGGCGCAACAUUUCGUCAGCGUUAUGGAUCCAUUUGCUGUGCACGAAUUCAUUCCAACCACCGAACCAACUGGAACAAACGCACCAACAGCAACCGGUAGUGCCACCCAAAACUUGCCAAACAAGGCGAACGACACUCAAACCGUUGUUGACGAGAACCAAGAUAAAAAUGCUAAUCUAGCACAAAUGGAAACGGCUCCGGCCGAGGCUCCGGCAGUCGUACCAACUCCACCGCAGUCCAUACCGGCUGAAACCGAAUCUGCCAAAGAUCUAGUAACCAUCGAAGACGAUGUUGAAACCCCAUCGGCUCCUCGCGAAUCGUCACCAACUCCAGACUGGGCCAUGGUUGAUGCAUUCGGCAUCGUUGAAGAAGGCAGACAACCGAAAAACACCGGAGCAAUUCCAAAAACUCCAGCAAUUCCAACUCCAACUGCUAGUGUUGGAUCGGUUGACGCCGCUCCAUUGCCUAACUAUGCGGUUUUGGCCAGAGAUCUGGAAGAUCAUUUACAUCAUACAUUGAAAUCGCAGGCGUCGCAGACACCACCACAAAUGCCGAUAGUUCAUCACCCAAAUCCGAAAAUCAACGAAGCUAUUGUUACGAUGACUUCGAUGGGUUUCAGUAACGGCGGUGGUUGGCUAACUCGUCUGCUGGAAAAUGUCGAUGGAGACAUUCCCAAGGCACUGGAAAAGCUACACCCAAGCCAGUAAAUCUACUGACGAAGCAUAUUUAUAAAAGAAAAAUUUGGAUGCACGUAACUAGAAAAUAUUCUUAUUCCUUUGGUGUGGUUACAAAUAUUCCGUGUUUUAUUCAGAAAUAUAUUUGAAAUAAAGGCAAUUUAUGUAGAA
This is a messenger RNA of Bradysia coprophila, 2066 nucleotides long. Its product is annotated as protein ref(2)P-like. Gene Ontology annotation, biological process: mitophagy; aggrephagy; endosome organization. Gene Ontology annotation, molecular function: zinc ion binding; K63-linked polyubiquitin modification-dependent protein binding; protein kinase C binding. Lineage: Eukaryota; Metazoa; Arthropoda; Insecta; Diptera; Sciaridae. Gene Ontology annotation, cellular component: aggresome; amphisome. The record is from RefSeq and is a predicted model, not a curated record.